Sciurus carolinensis (gray squirrel) is the source of this 2417-nucleotide messenger RNA. RefSeq names its product DnaJ heat shock protein family (Hsp40) member B6 (gene Dnajb6). The transcript has 10 exons. Gene Ontology annotation, molecular function: Hsp70 protein binding; ATPase activator activity. Gene Ontology annotation, biological process: positive regulation of proteasomal ubiquitin-dependent protein catabolic process; protein refolding. NCBI's taxonomy places the organism in Eukaryota, Metazoa, Chordata, Mammalia, Rodentia, Sciuridae. Bases 173 to 1153 code for a protein of 326 amino acids. Gene Ontology annotation, cellular component: endoplasmic reticulum membrane; cytosol. The record is from RefSeq and is a predicted model, not a curated record.
CGCCGCGUGACGCACUUCCUGUUUGUUGUUGGAGAAAGGAGAGAAAGGAAAGCGCGAGGAGCCGCUGCCGCCGCCACCAGCGCAGCCGUGCCGGACCGCGAGCACCCGGCCGCCCGCCCCGUCCCGUCCCGUCCGCCGCGUCCUCGGACUUGUUCCAACAAUCUGUUAAAACAUGGUGGAUUACUAUGAAGUUCUAGGCGUGCAGAGACAUGCCUCUCCCGAGGAUAUCAAAAAGGCAUAUCGGAAACUGGCACUAAAGUGGCAUCCAGACAAAAAUCCUGAGAAUAAAGAAGAAGCAGAGAGAAAAUUCAAACAAGUAGCUGAGGCGUAUGAGGUGUUAUCAGAUGCUAAAAAACGGGACAUCUAUGACAAGUAUGGCAAAGAAGGCUUAAAUGGUGGAGGUGGAGGUGGAAGUCAUUUUGACAGUCCUUUUGAGUUUGGCUUCACGUUCCGGAACCCAGAAGAUGUCUUCAGGGAAUUUUUUGGUGGAAGGGACCCGUUUUCGUUCGACUUCUUCGACCCAUUUGAAGACUUUUUUGGGAACCGAAGGGGUCCCCGAGGAAGCAGAAACCGAGGUGCAGGCUCAUUUUUCUCUGCUUUCAGUGGAUUUCCAUCAUUUGGAGGUGGAUUUUCUUCAUUUGAUACAGGAUUUACUUCAUUUGGGUCACUAGGUCACGGUGGCCUUACUUCAUUCUCUUCUACAUCAUUUGGCGGCAGCGGGAUGGGUAACUUCAAAUCUAUAUCAACUUCUACCAAAAUAGUAAAUGGCAGAAAAAUCACUACAAAAAGAAUUGUCGAGAAUGGUCAAGAAAGAGUAGAAGUUGAAGAAGACGGCCAGUUAAAGUCCUUAACGAUAAAUGGUGUGGCUGACGAGAACGCCCUUGCGGAAGAGCGCCUGCGGAGAGGCCAGCCAGCCCUGCCUGCCCAGCCCACCAGCACCCGCCCGCUGAGGUCGAGCCGCCCCACACCCUCGGCCAGACCCGCACCGCAGCACAGCAUCUGGGAGGAGGAGGAGGAGCAGGAAAAGCCGCGGGCCCCCAGCCCCUGGGACACCCCCAUGAGUUCAGCAGGGUUCAAAGAAGGUGGCAAGAGGAAGAAGCAGAAGCAGAGAGAGGAGUCGAAGAAGAAGAAGUCGACCAAAGGGAACCACUAGGCUGGAUCGGCCCUGCAGCCGCUCACAGCCUCGCUCGCAUGGCCGGGCACGCGCUAGGUAGCGGCACCUGCAGUGCUGUCCCAGGGCCACCUUGCUUAGCAGGAUCACGACGUGCGCUCAAGGAUCGGUAGGAUCAGGGGCGCCGGAGAUGGGGUGACACCACGGUGGUCUCCACUUUCUGACUGCUUUUCCGCAGCACUAAAUCUGUGAGCGCUUUCCUCUAGAAGUACGAAGGUCUGUCUUACUCUCCAGUUAUCAGCCACUACACCAGCUGCUGAGCUGUUUCCAACUUUAGAAGGCUGUGAGGUGCGGACAGGGGACUGGGUGUGCUCAUGACGUGGCUUCCUUUCCCGGGUGGUUGGGGGCGUGAAGUUAGGGUGUGAUCAAGUGCACCGUGAACCGUGGUGGCCAGGGUACUUUUUGUUCAGAGCACUUGGCCACACAUAGUAGACCCUCACCAGUCACUUGAGAUGUAAGUCAUUUCUAGUAUUUAUUGUUCUAGUUUAAAUCCUUUCCAGGUAGUCCACAUUUGACUCAAUCUUGUCUAGUUUUUGCUCCAUCUCUUUUCCCCCUGGGCCCACAGUUGUUCUUUUAAGCAAGCAGGUUUUCAGCAGCACCAUCUCCAGCUUGGAUAGCUCAGGGUCAUGCUGGGAGAGCAGGCUGGUUACCACCCGUCUGCACGCAUGCACACACGAGUGCAGCAGAUCAGCUCUGAGCACGGAGCUUGAGCUCAGUAUUUCAGUUUGCAGACGUCGGCCCUUGCGUGUUUUCUCCUAGCCAGUCUCUGCCCUUCUUCCGGUACCCGUUCGGUGUGCUUGGUGCAUGGCUGUCUAACUUCGCUUUCCUUGAGCGCCAGGGAGAAGGCUGGUGUUUCCUGGCUCACCUGAGGUUCCUCCCAGGACAUGCCCUUCCCUUUUAACACGAGGACCUGUGUGCGCACCGCUUUUUCCUGUCCUCUGGGAAGAGAGGCCAUUGUAAAAGCAUGGACAUACUUGGUGAUGCCAGCAGUUUGGUCCAGUCUGGUUGAGACCAGUAGCACUCCGCUGUUAGCCAUGCAGCAGUGUCCAGGGUGAGCCAGGAGCAAGCGUCCCCUGUGGUUAACCGUCAGGUUGCGGAGGAGCUGGCUGUGUGGUUUGGGGAGUGGUGUGGGUGUCGGGUGGAGAAGAGACGGGUAUUCAGUGCUUCCUUGUAGAACAUGUGACCCGAAGGCGUGAUGUAUUUUAAUGGUACCUAUGUAAAUAAACACGCACACCGUUGAGUCCUC